AUUCAUUAUUCAUGUCAUUGCAGUUGCCCUGUUAUGAUACAGUCCUAUUUGGAGUGGGCUAUACCUGAUUUGCUCAGCGCGUCCGUCAAAGCAGUGCGUGGCCCUGCGUCGGCUGGCUGUGCGCGCUCAUAGGUCGGACCAAGAAGAAUCGGAGGGGGAGCAAGUAAAGUGCGCGCCUACGAGACUGCGCGUCGCAAGGAGGGGUAGAGGUUCAGCUGAAAAAAAAAAAGAAAAAAAAGGAAGGCGAAAAAAAAAAUACACCGUGACAAUGGCAACAUCAAGCAUCUCGUAAAAGGUAGAUAACAGGCGAGGGGACGCCACGAAUCGGGAGUUUGAGAGGCGACGGCCCCUGUUGGUCCCGAGAAAAGCGGCGAUAUUAGGACAUGCUGGCUGUCCUAUAGCGCGUUUCCUGGAAUACGAAUUCUUCCGUAAUUGAAAAUGGAGCGGCGGGGGAGAGGAGAGUCGCGCUGUCUCCAUCAUUGAGAGGCGCGUCCACCUGCUAUUACUGGAGGCCCGGGCUGCUGCUGCUGCUGCUGGUGGUGGUGCUGGUGGUGGCGGCAGGGGAGGGAGGGUUGGGGGACAUGCAGGGGAAGUGUUUGCCUUUCGGGGGAAAGACGCAUCUCUGAUACUGUCCAGGGCAGCUGAGAAGGAUCCCAUUGCGACGGGGGAAAAAACGCAGUUUGGGCGCACACGCUCUGGAGGUGGGACAGUCAAAAUGAUGCGUGGGUGGUGCAGCGUUGAGCCGUAUUGAUGGAUGUGUUAACAGACAGCAGUCUCACAUUGAUUGUGAAGACUUCAGAACCCGAGAAUCCAAAUGCAGUGGAGAGCACAGGUAACUAUUCAGGGCUAUGUGAGCAGAGUAGCGAUCUGAGUCUGUGCGGGCUCGUCGAUGCUGCUCUCCCUCCGUCCUCGCCUCCACCUGCCGCAGAGACUUCACAACAGGCCUGCCCAGCGCAUCAGAGGACCACUCCUACAUCGCCAGCCCUCCCCUUGCCCCUUGGGACUGAGCCCACUCUGGGCCUAACAGUAGCCCCUUCCUCCAAUGACCCUCCAACUGUGGUUCCCCAUCUUCACCACACGCCCGCUCCCUCAUCACUCUCUAGCCCAGCUGUAAGCUCCUGGGCGCCGACAGGAGACAACCAGAAAACGUCCCUUCCAUUACCCGUUGCCCUCCCUCUAUCAGCGACAAUGAUGGAGCCUGGCACUGUGUCUGGCCUGACGGAGGAGUGUCUUCUUCAGCCUAACCGAACUUGCCUCGGCUGCUUCAUUGAAACGCGUGAUGCCACUGACCCUAACGCCAUCCAGAACACACCCCACGACCCCACCGCCAACCCUGACACGGAGACUGGUCUAAGUGUAAGGAUAGGGGAUGUGAGCCGAGAGGACUUCUCUGACAUCAACAACAUCAGCAUUCAGUGCCUGAGCCACGCGGGGGAGGCAGUGAGUCACUAUGGAGAACAGCUCCUCUCUGACCAGCUACUUAGCUUUCCUCUGCCAAAAGCCCCAGGUGAGGGCAAGAGAGGGGAUGCAAACAAAACAACAGGGGACUGCGAUGACCCCGAAGAUGAUGCAACAGCUAAGAAUUUGUAUGAAGGACUGUUACUAGACAAGGUUAGUGGAGAAGAAGUUCUCCUGGCUAACGCCAGCCAGGACUGGGGCUACUUUGAGUCUUUUAUCAGUGAGAGUAAGAUGGAACUGCUGGACCUUUGUUCUAAGAAUGAACUGUCGGUCAACCUCUUCUCAGAGGAAGAUGUCGACAAUCUGUUUGACGAUGAAGACGACGAUUCAACAUUAAGCAGUGAUGUCUGUUCGCUCAAGAUUCGUUAUGAGUCUUUCCAGGACAACAUGAGGGAAAAAACAAAUGUUCUGCAGGAAGAGACGCAGUUCAACUUCUUCCCCAGUGUCCUGGCCAACUGUGCCAAGAAAGAGGAAGGAGCAGCAGUCUUGAGGAGAACCGCGGAGGAUCUUCAGCCCAAAACUGAUGAACUGAUCCUGGAGGGAGCACAGGAAGGAAAAGCCGGGGACUGCAGUGCUAGGAGUCCACUUGAUGGUUCCCACGGCUCGCCUAUGUCCACUCCCAAAGUCAGCUACCUAAUGGACUUCAAUUCCACAGAGGAGUCAGGGGAGUUCAGUGAUGACAGCUCCUGCACUGGCUCGUCCUCAGACACCCUGCAGGAGGGAAAGUUUAAAAAGAGCCACUCAAAGAGAUUCCUCAGUCCCUCGAACCCUCUCAACUAUGGCUUGCGUUCCAAAAGAAAGGUUCGAUACAGUGAUGAUUACUUAUAUGAUGUCGACUCGCUUGAGAGUGAGAAAAAUGCGGAGAAAAAGGAGAAAGCCCCUGCUGGUCAGAAAGAAGAGGAGGAUGUAGACUGGUGCCCCAAAAAACGCCGGAAAUCCUGCCGCAAAGAGCCACCUGUGGUCAUCAAGUACAUCAUCAUCAACAGGUUUAAAGGAGAGAGACUCAUGUCAGUGAAACUGGGCAAGCUGGACCCUGUGGAUGCGACUGUGAGCUUAAAUGCCGACACAGUAAGCAAAUAUGAGACACUGGCUCCUCUGAAGCAUUUCUGGCAGGAGAAGCAAAGAGAGAGACAGGAACAGCUUAAGCUGGCUGCCAGAGAUAAACAACAACGCGGUUUUCAUCUAAACGGACGCCACCAUCGCCCUUUUAAUUCUAGUCAUCCCAAAAGGAAAUACAAGAUUGCAAACCGGCUUAAGGUUCAGAGGAUUCACACUGUGGAGCAAUCAGCAACAGCACAGUCCUCCCCUCUCUCUGAUCGGGGCCAGGGAGGUGUCACUAAAGAAGAGGCCACCCCCACGGUAGGAGGAAUAAUAGCAGCCACAGGCCUCCCAGUCACAUUAGACACAAACUCCAUCACACACACAGUCACAGCCAAGAGCCGCUCCCAGGAGAGGGAAGAGAGGGAGGGGAGGAGAUUGGGAGGAAAUAAAACAGUCAGGAUAAGGAAAUUCAAAAGCGAAGCCAGGCUGAGGAGCAAGAAAAUAAAAGAGGCAGAAGGAGAGGAGGGGAGGAGUGUGACGAAUGAAACGGAUGCCUGUGUCACUGCGGCACAGAUUGAGGACCCCACUGCUGGGUUAGAUGAGGCAGGCAUUAGCUCAACUACAGUCAAACCACAUUUCUCUGACAAUACCGCCACCGCUCAAGCCGCUGAGGAGAAAUUCCCCUUUGUUUCAUCCACCUGCUCUCCUGACAAAGCUGCCUCCUCCUCAGAGGAGGUGGAGACGGGUGUCCCUGUCAUCCCGGGGGGCUACCUGCAGACCCUGUUAGAUGCCACAGACUCCUCAGGUGGAGCAGCUAUCUCUUAUUUCCCCCAGCAGUCCUCUAGGCAGCAGUAUUCUCUUGGGCUGUCCCUGGAGGAGAAACAGUUUUCUUCUCUGCAGCUCGCUCAGAGCUGCGUCCUCUCGCCUCCCUCUGAGUCCGAGCUCCAGCAGUCUCCUCAGAACUGCCCCAGCUUCCCCCAGAUGUGGCACCCACAGCUCUGUGCAAGUCACAGCCAGAGCUUUGGGUCUGAGACACCCGAGACUCCCAUCUUACCCAACAACUUCCCAGCUGCUGUUCCCCUGAAUGACAGUCUGCCAGUGUCUAACUACAGCCAGCUGAGCCCUGAGGCUGACAGGCUGCUUUAUGAGAAGAGCUACCUGAGUGAGUCUGGGCUGCAGCCCGGGGCAGAUCUGCAAGUGUGUCAGUCUGCCUGCAUGGAGGGCCAGGUGCAAUACCAGCGAGGGUCCCUGUGCACAGACAAUGGCAGGCUCAUCAGCUAUGACUCAGUGGGCUCUCUGUCAGCCUCCUCCAGCAAUUACAGCUCACUCAGCCUCAAGUCUUGUGAGCGAGAGGGUGAGGAGGAGGGCCGAGACAGCUUCUUAGCUCAUUGCAGUCCUAAAGUGGUGAUUCAGCAGAGUGUGGAUGCCCUUACCCCACUCAGGGAGUCCUCAGACCUGCUGGAUAUCUCUAACUUCACCCCUGACAAGUUUAGGCACUCAUCACUCUCAGAGCUUUCCCCUCCUGAGACCCCAAAUCUGUCCCCUCAGGUUGUUGGGCGUGAGAUGAAGAUGGCAGGAAAUGUUGGAGAAUACCAGGAUGUGAAUGAUAUAAGCAUGGACUGCAAUAGGGAGGUAAAGUGGAACUGUGAUGUCAUACAGCAACAGGAGCGCACGGCAAGCGCAUACCCGGUGGAGGACAACCAGUUUCCGCUACACAACUUCAACAAUCAAGAUGUCUUAGGUUUAGAUAAAAAAGAGAUGGCAGCUACAGAAUUUGAUGAACAGAAUGGAGCGAAAAGCAUAAAGUCAAAAAGGAAAGGCAGCUGCAAACAAACAGCAGGAGGACAGAGCCCGAAAAAGGUCCGGGCUCCAAGAGCCCCCAAGUCAGAGAAGGUCAAGACUCCCAAACAGAACUCUCGCUCCACCAAAAAGAUAAAGGCCAUGUUAGAGGGUAAAGCAGCAAAGAACCAGGCAGGUGGCACAGGCCUGACUGACAGUAGCAGCACUGGGGACUGGCCUGGCACCGGAUGGUCGGAGAGUAACAGCCUGGUGGGGGAUGACCAGAGAGAAUUUGAGGAGCCCUCCAAUAUUCUGUCCAACAUUGUCUCUGGCAUGGCUGAGGUCCAAAGGUUCAUGAUGGCCUCCAUUGAGCCACUGUGGAACCCCAUGUCGGAGGCCUGCAUGCCCUCUGAGGCCAACAGUCUCAACCUAAAGACCCUCAAAAUCUUGGCAGGUACUGAGGCUGACCUGAAGAAAAAAGGAGCUGUGCUCACAGGGGCUGGGAGAGGCAGAAAGGCAGGGGGGAAAGGAGGCAAAAACCAGGCCAAAUUCAACCCCUCUCAUUCUUUAUUCCCUCAACUUGCUCUAGGCUGUAACAUGUUUGAUAAACCCAACUUUAUUAACCCCGGGCCUGCUCACAAAAAGCUGUACCGCCACAAGACGAGUGCAAAGUUCCCUCGGAUUGAGACACUGAAGGGGAAGCGAGCUGAGAGAGACCCAAAUAAGGACAUAGCACUGAUGACCUCUUUUGAGAAACUGAGAAUAUGGAUGUCCUGUUGUUGCUGUCCGUCAUACACUGCCUGGCUCAUUUCAAGAGGGAAACCUUCAAUAAAUGAGCCCAAUUUAAGCCCGAGACAUCUUAAACACGAGAUGGGACCAUUUUGUAUUGAUGACAUAUCAGACAUUGUCUUUCCCCCCCCCCUCAAAGUUGGAAUGGCUACCCCUUUCCUUUUGUCAAGUUUUUGUUUUCUUCUUCUGGAGUUUAGAGGAACUGGUUAUCUAAAUUAACAUUUUUACGCCUUGCAAAUUCAUAAAAGCUCCACCCUCAGAGUAUUUUUGUCAAUGUUGUUGUACAGGGACAUGCAAUAUUUGCAAAAAAGAAAAAAGAAAAAAAAAGAAAAAAAGAUAAUUAUAAUCUUAAAAUCAUUGUGCCAAAAGUAACAAUGCUGUGUAAAUGACCUCUUAUAUAUGUGUGAAUAUUGGCUGUUCCUCUUUUCUAUCCAUUGGGAUAUUGGCUGCUCGGGUUGGAGACUCCUUACAGAGACUUGCAACUACAGGAAUUCUUUAUUUGAGACUUUUCUCUCUCUUCUCUGAUGAAAGGCACCAACAGCUGGCAGUGGUACACCACCACUCACUAAACCAAAUCAGAAAGACUCUGAAUUCUCCUCGUUUCCCCCCACUUUGUUUGCCAAAUUCAAUUUACCUCAACAUCGCCUGGCACUGAGAAGCAACAAAAGAGAGGCAAAGGGGAGAUCUGCUCUGAAGGCUACUGUAGAGGAAGGAGAUGAAGAAAAAAAAAGAGAGAGAGAGCUGUUCAAAUGAGCUUUCUCUGGACCAAGAAGAGUGUAGCGCAGAUGUCUGAGGGUAAGCAAGAAGAUGAUUUGUCAUUUGGGGCUGUGCCUCACUGAAAAGCUGUUUGUACUGGAAAUUUAAGGCAGUAGAGAUUCUGAUGCGCACAUCAGUCGCGAAUGGACAUUAUUGCAGUCAAUGUGAACGUGAAAGCAGUUUUCAGUACAAAUAGAAACAGUAAUCUUGUAAAUGAAGGAAAGCAUGUCUUUGCAUUCACUCCAUGUGGAAUUUUUACUUCUAUCUUACCUGAAAAAAAAAUGGUAAUUUAAACAGUAACUUUUCUUGACAUUCUCAUGUAAUUUAUUUCAUGGCGCUGCCGUAUUUCACUCUGAUUAUUUAGCUCAUAUUUCCCAUAAUGUCCAUAAUGUUUCUUUCUUUUCAUUCUACUUCAUUUUACAUCAUUGACUGUCCUGAUUCAUGGGUCAGAAUUCUGGCAGAAAAUAUUGUGACCAGAAAUUUAAGGCUAAAUACAGGCACAAAUUGAAAAGAAAUAUAUAUUAUAUACAUUGCGUCUAUCUGAUCCAGCGUAUUCACAGGCCAUUGCUUUUAAUUACUUUGGGCUCAUUCACUACCUCACAGCUCUGAAAUAAACGUCUAGAAAGCCACUUAAAAAUGAACCAUACAAUCACGCUUAAUCAGUAAUAAAAUCGCUUUGAUUUUAUACACUAAACGAAUUUCAGGAGAAAUGCAGAUCCAAUCAAACACUUAGUAUAUUGUGUAGAAAUAUGUGAAAUUAGUUUCACUGUCUUUUAAACAAUGUUAUCAUUUUUAGCAGUAAUUACAUGAGACUGCAUGGAGAUGUACGGACAAACUGAUUGACUGAUUGAUUGAUUUUAAAACAGGCCUUGUCACAGUGGAUAUGGCUGUUCUGACACACAGGUUAUAUUAAUUGAUUGCUUGCAUACGGCAAGAAUCGUAAUCAAUCUUUCUGUGUCUCUUUUUUCUCUCUCUCUCCUCUCUGCCAUGAUCCUUUGUUUCUUUUCUAUAGUGUAUCAGGGUUAGGACCAAGACAAGCUGCUGAUGGGAAGCUCCACAUGGGCUGCAAGCCCAUUUAGUCUGCCUUCUCUCAUUUCUGCCUAUUGUCAAAUUGAAUGUACUUCUCUGAGUUCAUAAAUUUUCUUUCUUUCUUUUUUUUCGGUUUGUUUUUAAAAUGUGCCACUGUUGAGCUGCCUCAUGUUAAUGGUGCUAAGAAAGCUGACAAUUGUUUUCUUUUCUUUACCGUUCAGUUUCGAUUUCUUUAUUUUCAUUUUUUGGUAUGUUUCAUUUCACCAGUGUUAAUGAAAAAAAAAGAAAUGCAAAAUAGAUUAGGUUCCUAACCCUCUUUAUGAAUGUAUAUUAUAAUGUUAUGUUUGAUGUAUUCACUUCAUGAUUCUUUGACACUGAUUGGAAUUACUUUUGCUCUUUUCAUUAAAAGAUUACCGAGCUUUAUAUAUACUGUCUAGAGUUGUUACCAGAAGGAAUCUUAAUGAACUCUUGACACUACAAAAUCUUGUAUAUUUUUUGUGUGCCAAUUUGUAACAUAUUUUGUAAGUGUAUAUUUUUCUUAGAAAGUGCUGUGAAGUAUUCGUGUGUGUGAGUAACCUUUUAUGCGCCUCUAUGGGCAGUGGAAAGGAUAUACAAUGACAAGUUUCUGGUUUUAAAAACCAAAAUAUGAAAGUAUCAACAGAAAACUAGAAAUAUUUACAUUUUGUUGGGAGUUUUGUAAUAAGACCAUGAUCUUGUUGUGAGAGUGUUGUGUUACUGUGCAAAACACAAAUAAGCAAAGAAAAAAAAUGAAAACUUGGAAAAAAAUAUAAUUUGUGAACAAUUUGCUGUUUUAUAGAUUUUCAUGUAAAUUAUUUGAGUAUUAUUUUGUUUUUUUUGUUUUUGUUGUAACUGUUGCAAAGGUUUUAAAUAUUUGUGAUCAAGCCUGUAUGGUGAUAAUGUAAUAUUGGUAACUUGCUGAGUUUUGUAAUAAUGUUUAUGGAGUAAAUAUACAAAUUAAAAUAAGAUUUUGAAUGCUGCUUUCUGAA
Molecule: messenger RNA, 7859 nt
Organism: Haplochromis burtoni (Burton's mouthbrooder)
Lineage: Eukaryota; Metazoa; Chordata; Actinopteri; Cichliformes; Cichlidae
Gene: nexmifb
Product: neurite extension and migration factor b
Exons: 4
Coding region: 751-5286 (1511 amino acids)
Biological process (GO): negative regulation of cell adhesion mediated by integrin; negative regulation of neuron migration; negative regulation of cell-cell adhesion mediated by cadherin
Cellular component (GO): nucleus
Source: RefSeq, a predicted model, not a curated record